Molecule: messenger RNA, 2631 nt
Organism: Ectocarpus sp. CCAP 1310/34
Lineage: Eukaryota; Phaeophyceae; Ectocarpales; Ectocarpaceae
Source: the annotation of a GenBank genome assembly
AUGACCCGGUUUCAGGUGACGUUCGCGGACUGCGGUGAAAGAUCUACCAUGAGCUUCCCAUGGAAAAUAUUUGCGGUAGAAUCCACGUCCAGCAGAGACUCGGUGCGCACUGCCAUCACCGACACCCGGCGGUCUCCCUCAGCAAGCCCGGGACGAAGCAGCAGUAAAAUCCGCGGCUCCUCCGUAAGCCCCAUCAAUUCAACGAAUCCCACUGAGUCGCCGAGCUCACACUUGCAACAGCAGCAGCAGCAACAUCAGGGGAGGCAGAAGAAGCUGCCACAUGGUGCUGAUAUCUACCGGCGGGAGAAAGGAGAAGGGGUGCCGUUGUACCAGCGUCUCAGCCAGGAACCCCUCGCUGGUGACGCCUCCUUCCCUGCCUCCGCAGCCGAGAAGACAACGGACGGCAGCAAGAGCAGCGGCUGCGCUACCGACGAGCUGUCGGCCUCCGAGCAAGUAGACGAGCAGAGCCUCUUCGGACCGGGAGGCCUUCUGGCUAGACGGCACGUUAAGCUUGUCCUGUUCCUCGGGUGCAUAAGCGCGACCCUGGCGAUCGGAUUCGACGAGGUGUACCCUCUGUACGCGCUAAGUACUCCCAGCGUCGGAGGACUUGGCUGGAACACAGUCCAGAUUGGACAGGUACUGGUCAUGGCAGGCUUGAUGUUGGCCGUUUGCCAGUUCGUGUUGUUCCCCUCCUUCAUCAAGAUGGUCGGCAUCACAAGCUUUCAGCGUCUUGGCUGCGGAGUGGGUGUCGCCACCUUCCUGGCCGUCCCAGGGCUCACGUCAAUCGGCUGGGACUACGAUUCUCUAUUCUCUCUGUCGGUGGUCGCCAACAACUUGAUCUUGUGCAGUCUCGGGUCGAUUACGCUGGCACUGUCGCUCGGGUCUACCACCCUGGUUCCAUCCAGAAUGCGAGGGAAGCUAGGCGGGCUUUACAACACUGCGGAGAGCCUUGGCCGUUUCUGUGGCCCAGUCGGCUACGCCACCACGUACGCCUGGUCUGUGUCUCCUUCCACCCUCGAAGCCUUCGGCGGCUGGGUCGACUACCAUUUCGUAUUCUACUUGUCCGCAUUGGCCCUAGUUGUAGUAGGAGUAAUGGCCUGGAGAACGCUGACUGUGGAGAACUUGAUGUCUGAAGAGUUUGAUCGUGCGGACGUUGAUGUUGCUCAUCCAACAGACAAGACUGUACCCUCUUCUUCGUGGUCGGGUUGCACGGCUGAAGAAUGUGAAGAGGAAGGACAGGUAGGUAUGGGAGGCAGCGAGAGGGAAUCGUGACGAUGGCUAUCUCGACUCUGUUCGGCGGCCUUGAAGUUCAACCUACAAGUUAUAUGUGAUCAUUGUCACCUGGUUUUGUUUCCAUACGUGUUUUGCACACAACCUCUGAGGGAAUUUGUUGAUGUGUAUAGGCUCGUUUUUCAGCCGGUCCCAAGGAGGCACCGACUGUAUCACUCGGCCAAUAAUCAACAAUGCCAAAUCCAAGGAGGUUAGUUUUGGUCCUCGCAAGGGCAACGGGCCAUUGUUGCAGGUAAAACAUGUUUACCCUUCAUGUUUGUGGUGGGCUUCCAGUGGUGAGUUCAACUCGUGGGUCACCCGUUCCGACAAUUUAUCGAAGGGCUAGAUGGGUUAAUAGAGAACCUCGUGGAAGGGGGACAGCGUUCAUUGGGAUAGGCGAACUGACGUCACCUUUUGUGUUGGAUGACGCCAAGACGUCGGUCGAGAAGGAAAGGAUAGGUAGGAGUGGUUUGGUUGGGGGCGAGGCUGCCCGCACAGGUAUGGGCAAGUAGGUAAGGAGAGGGAAGGAGAUGGGAGGAGGGGGGAGAAGACAGACACGGUGCGUGUGUUUCCGAUUUUUUUCUCUUGUAUUCAAUUCGUUGGUUGUUGACUCUAAUUUUAUUACUGUCUAGAUGAGCCUUCGGUGAGGCACAAGGUACCGCUCGCGCGUUGGCCUUGUCGUGCUUGCGUCACACGUGCAUCCACCCAUAUGUUGUAACGUUUGGUACCACCAUAGCUUGAACGUCAUGUUGUCAGCACGUCUGCUGCAAUUUUUUGCAGCACAUCUCUAAGCCAUGUACGAUUAAGGUUCCCUGUCUGUUGUCAUUCACAGAAUAAUAAGGACCACUUGUGAAGAAGACACAAAUAGUUGGUGAGCUGUUUCGAUGUUUGCAGAUGGUACUGAUGCAUGAUCUAGUUUCAGAGACGUAAUGGCAUUGCGAGUAUAACCUAGACUUGCGUCAGUUGAGUGUGCGGUGACAAGUAACUCAGGUACCUGCGUAAAUCAUCAAUAUUUGUGUGCACUCGGCUGCCGAAUUUGCACGUACUUCAUUUCAGUUGUUGAAGCUGUGUUUGCAUUUGGUCGUGCGCCAGUGAAAGAAAACACUGACGCUUUCAUGUAGACUAUUUGGGUGCAUUCAUUACAAGUCCGAGAGCAUGAUGUUGAACUCCUGUUUGCAGAAAGGUAUCAAUAGCUUACCUCCUUGUAUUCUGGACACGCGUGGUUCGUUGAGGUUGCUGGAUAGGUGUAAUCCCGUGAUUUGGAGGAUAGGAAGUACUCUCACUCUGUCUCUGUGGGAAUUUUUGCCUCUCUGCAGACUUCUCCCGACGUCUCUCCCUGCAUUAUCUACAUUUCCACCAACC